Plasmopara halstedii is the source of this 1059-nucleotide messenger RNA. RefSeq names its product Protein phosphatase 1, regulatory subunit, and related proteins. Bases 1 to 1059 code for a protein of 352 amino acids. The transcript has 3 exons. Lineage: Eukaryota; Oomycota; Peronosporomycetes; Peronosporales; Peronosporaceae. The record is from RefSeq and is a predicted model, not a curated record. Gene Ontology annotation, molecular function: protein binding.
AUGACGCAAAAUGAAGGCACACUGGCUAAGCGUGUGAAUACAGACGCGCUGCAGGCGGCAGUGGAAGCACGCAAUCAGCAGAAACAGGAGAAAAACAUUGAAUGCAAUGACGGAGAAUGUCAAGAAAGGGAAAAAGUGACACUUUCAAGUUGCAUGGACUUCAGCGAUGUGCAAGAUGACGAGUUAUAUUACGUUGGUACUGCUGGAGUGAAGGUUACCGACCUGGAUGGGCUGGAGAAUUUACAAAAUCUGCUGAAGCUGCACAUACGAUCGAAUUUACUGCGGUCGAUGACAAGUGUGGCACCUUUAGUUCAGCUGGAGCACUUAGAGCUGUAUGACAAUCAAAUUCAGAAGAUCGAAGGAGUGCAAGAUCUCGUUAAUUUAAAGGUGCUGGAUUUGUCAUUUAAUGAGAUCCGCGUGAUCCCUGACUUGACUCAUCUUACAAAACUUGAAGAGCUUUAUAUAGCCAACAAUAAGCUCACGAAGAUCUCAGGCAUCGACAAUUUGAUGACUUUACGAAAAUUGGAUCUAGGAGCAAAUAGGCUGCGAAACAUUGAGGGACUUGAUGGUUUGACAGAACUAAAAGAGUUGUGGCUUGGCAAAAACAAAAUUACUGCUAUUCAAGGAUUGGAGAAAUUGGCCAAGCUGAGAAUCAUCAGUGUACAGAGCAAUCGCAUUGUGAAGAUGACUGGCUUCGAAAAUAACAUUGCGCUAGAGGAACUCUACCUCAGUCACAAUGGAAUUGAAUUGAUUGAAAACAUUGAGCGUUUGACAAAGCUUACAACGAUGGAUCUGGCUGGAAAUCGCAUAGCUAAUAUCCCGGUAACGCUGGCACCGCUUUUGCAACUCGAGGACUUAUGGCUGAAUGAUAACCAAAUCGCAACAUUUACCGAUAUUGAGCAUCUUUCUCCACUCGCAGGACUACGCACACUAUACCUUGAGCGUAAUCCAGUCGCUCAAGAUUUCGAGUAUCGUAAGAAAGUGGAAGAGUUACUGCCUCACCUCGAUCAGAUUGACGCAACGCAGACGACUAAGGCGCGGCGCAAACGCAUAAUAUAG